Messenger RNA from Pestalotiopsis fici W106-1, 519 nucleotides. RefSeq lists its product as uncharacterized. Bases 1 to 519 code for a protein of 172 amino acids. The record is from RefSeq and is a predicted model, not a curated record. NCBI's taxonomy places the organism in Eukaryota, Fungi, Ascomycota, Sordariomycetes, Amphisphaeriales, Sporocadaceae. The transcript is spliced from 2 exons.
AUGUCUUCCAUAUCACUACACGAAUUGACAAUCUCGACCUUCCAGAAGGGACUCGAGACAUAUGCUCAUAUUCUCGCCAAAACACAGCAGUACGCCCAGGAGAAGGGCAUCGACGUCAAUAGCUUCGUCGGUGCGCGGCUUAUUGAAGAUCAACUGCCCUUUUCUUUCCAGGUUCAAAAUGCGACCAAGGCUGUUCAGCUGAACCUUGGUCGUCUCAGCGGCGUCGAGCCAGUCCUGUUUGAAAACAGUGAGCGGAGUUUUGAGGAUCUGCAGCAGCGCGUUGCGAGGGCACUGGAGGUUGUCAAAUCUUUUGAUGCUACCACGGCAAAAAGCAGAGACGACGAGCUUCUUGACUUCCCCUGGGCUGGCCAGACUCACAAGAUUACUGUCAAGGCGGCGAUUCUCACCCAGGGGCUGCCAAACUUUUACUUCCAUCUGACGACGGGCUACUCAAUUCUAAGGUCCCGUGGGGUGCCACUCGGCAAGGCUGACUAUCUUGGUAACUUUUUGGCAUUGUAA